Molecule: messenger RNA, 909 nt
Organism: Sclerotinia borealis F-4128
Lineage: Eukaryota; Fungi; Ascomycota; Leotiomycetes; Helotiales; Sclerotiniaceae
Source: the annotation of a GenBank genome assembly
AUGGUUGAAGUCAAUCUUCAAGAGAUCCACGAUCUCUUGAUCGAAAUUGCUCAUGAGGCGGGUGUACGAAACUCUCUACCCCCUUCAUUCAUCUUUCCAAAUACAAUCACCCCUAACAUCCCGCCUCAUCAAGCCGCCGACCUCGUAACCGAAACCGACAAAGCAGUUGAAGCAAUGGUCUCCACCCGUCUCACCACCGCCUACCCAACCUACUCUUUCAUCGGCGAAGAGACCUUCAUUCAAGGCGAAACCAAAUUGACCUCGGCCCCAACCUUCAUCUGUGACCCCAUCGACGGCACCACAAACUUCGUCCACGCCUACCCCGCCUUCUGCAUCUCCCUCGGUUUCGUCGUCGAUAAAGUUCCCAGCGUUGGAAUUAUAUAUAACCCCUUCACCGGCGAUCUCUUCACUGGCAUCAAAGGACACGGCUCAUUCGUAACACGGAGAGAUGGGGAAAAAUUUAGCUUACCGCUUAAAAAAGAACCUGAGCCGUUAAAUGAUCUAAGUACCUGUCUCGUAACAGCCGAAUGGGGUUCCGAUCGCUCAGGACAUAAUUUUGAUCUCAAAUGCGAUGUAUUCAGAAAGUUAUCCGCGGCAAAAGAAGAUGGAGGCUCGAUGGUACAUUCCUUAAGGUGUUUGGGGAGCGCGGCGUUAAAUUUAGCGCAUGUGGCGAGUGGACAGCAAGAUGUUUUUUGGGAGGGGGGUUGUUGGGCUUGGGAUGUUGCGGCCGGAUGGUGUAUUUUGAUUGAGGCGGGCGGGAUUAUGGUGGGGGGCAAUCCGGGCGAGUGGAAUUGUGAGGUUGAUGGGAGGAAGUAUUUGGCGGUUAGAGGGGCCCCAAGUGGUCAAGAGGGCAUUGUGGAGGAGUUUUGGGGGGUGGUUGGGGAUAGAAAAUUGAUUUAUGAGAGUUAG